GAAGGCCCAAAAGAAAUUAGUAUUACAACCUAACCCAACAUCAGGCGCCCAACUUCAACCCAAUUAACCUGCUGCCCAAAAUCCCCAAGCCUCUAGAGUGAAGCCGUGAAGGAUAGGAGGAUGAAGGACUGAGCGUUGACCUUUGCGGCUCCGCCACCAAGCGCCAGCGCCAGCGCCAGCCGCCACGCCACCACUGCGAGUCCGCGACCCGCCUGUUCCGAGCAUGAUGGACUCGCAAACCCAGAAUACUUCUUUGCAGAGGCUUCAAAAUGUUGAAAAGAGGAUAGUUAGGGUUUUAGAGCUAGCUGGAGGGGUUAUGGAUGAAUUGGCAAAGCCAAGUGGCCCUAGGAAGGAACUCAUUAACAACCAAUGCAGUGAGUUCAUGCAACUAAUAAAGGAUAUCCAGGUGACACUAAGAGAAGAAAUCAAAAGUGCUUGCGAAUAUCGUCCAUUUGAGAAGUGUGACUAUGUUCCAAGAAUAGCUAAUGAGAUCUGUUGCAAGAAACUGGAAUGUGUCAUCGCACAACUAGAUGAGAUGAAGCAGACUGUUGAAAAUUAUAACGGUUUAACGUGAAGCUAUAUCUUCUUAUUGUAAUAGAAAUUGUAAUAGGCAACCUACAAUACAUUUAGUCAGUAAAACUUCUGUUUCUAGCUGCUGAACCAUGUAGAUUGUGCUGUUUUAGCACCAAAGCAAGUUAUAUCUAUCUACCUUUAUUGAAGUUUAUAUAUCAUGUAGGGAUUGUUGGGAUUGAAUAUUUUCAUUGAUGCGUAUACAAUCAAGUUAUAUCUCGUCAUUGGAAUUUGGAGGCAUCAUUAAAAACC
Molecule: messenger RNA, 822 nt
Organism: Cuscuta epithymum
Lineage: Eukaryota; Viridiplantae; Streptophyta; Magnoliopsida; Solanales; Convolvulaceae
Source: the annotation of a GenBank genome assembly